AUGUCCGUUCCAGCUGGUUCUGUUUCAUGUCUUGCUAAUGCAUUAUUAAAUUUAAGAUCAUCAACUGAUUAUAAUGCUGAUCAUGGUGUAAAGAAUUCUAUUUUAAAUUUUUCAAAUUCAAAGGAUGCUAGUAGAUUCGACGGUAGUGAAUCAUGGUCAUCAUCAGUUUUGGAUAAGAAUCAAUUCAUUGUUGCCGGUAGUGAUUCUGUUAAACAUUUCGUUGCAAUCUCAACUCAAGGUCGUGGUGAUCAUGAUCAAUGGGUAACUUCAUACAAAUUAAGAUACACACUUGAUAAUGUAAACUGGGUUGAAUAUAACAAUGGUGAAAUAAUCAAUGCCAAUAAAGAUAGAAAUUCAAUUGUUACAAUCAACUUUAAUCCACCAAUUAAAGCUAGAUCUAUUGCCAUUCAUCCUCAAACCUAUAAUAAUCAUAUUUCACUUCGUUGGGAAUUAUAUGCAUUACCAGUUAAAAGUUAUUCAAAUCCAUCAGUCCAAGUUGGUGAAGUUUCAAUUGGUGAUAGAUCUCUUAACAGUGGUACUGGUUCACGUACGAUUGUUCGUCACGUUAAAUUCCCAGUGGAAUUCCUUUCUGUUCCAAUCGUAUCAAUUGGUUGUAAAAAAGUUGAUGCACAUACUGAUAAUGGUCAAAUGAGAUGGGAAGGUAAAUCUGAAAAUAUUACUACAAAAGGUUUUGAUUUAACUUUUAUUACAUGGGGUAAUAAUGCAGUUUAUGAUUUAACUUUUGAUUAUGUUGCUGUUGAAUUUAAUAAUUAA
Messenger RNA from Dictyostelium discoideum AX4, 774 nucleotides. RefSeq names its product discoidin II (gene dscE). NCBI's taxonomy places the organism in Eukaryota, Evosea, Eumycetozoa, Dictyosteliales, Dictyosteliaceae. Gene Ontology annotation, molecular function: polysaccharide binding; carbohydrate binding; N-acetylgalactosamine binding. Gene Ontology annotation, biological process: cell adhesion; cytoskeleton organization; cell-cell adhesion. The record is from RefSeq and is a predicted model, not a curated record. The transcript has 2 exons. Gene Ontology annotation, cellular component: cytoplasm. The coding region runs from base 1 to 774 and encodes 257 amino acids.